Molecule: messenger RNA, 1216 nt
Organism: Hibiscus syriacus
Lineage: Eukaryota; Viridiplantae; Streptophyta; Magnoliopsida; Malvales; Malvaceae
Exons: 4
Coding region: 289-702 (137 amino acids)
Source: RefSeq, a predicted model, not a curated record
UCCCUUGCUUUUAUUUCCCCGUGACCUAGCUUCUCCGCGUGUGUUUGCGUUUGUUCCUUAUCUUCUUCUUCCCGUCCAGGAAAAAAAAGUUCAGUUUUUUUCCAAUCAUUUCCUCCUGGUUCCUGCUUUUGUGCUUUCGUUUCUGUCAAAGAAAAUCUUUUGAUUCUGUAGCUUCUGUUCUUGGAAACAUUGAAAACACUAGCAGCAAGUCAGAAUCUCAAAGGGGGAAACGAACAGCUGGAAAGGUUAAGUUUAUACUUACUAAAAGGGCGUGGAUUAAACAGGAGGAUGCUGCAUUUGUUGAAUGCUUACACAUUUUGGCAGAAGACUCACAUUGGACAGCUGAUAAUGAAACAUUUAGAGCAGAGUCAUCCAACUGCUGCUAGAUUGAGAAACAAGUCAUUUCCAUUUUUUGACGACUUUAUUCAAAUAUUUGGAAAAGAAAUAGCAACAGGAACAACAACUGAUGCAGUGGAAGAUCUUGAUGUAGAAGACAAUGCAUUUAUAGAUGCAUUAGUUGCAGAAGAGAGAGUAAGAGAUUCUGAAUCAAGAGAGGAUGUUGGUGCUUCAACUUACCAAACAUCUGAUGUUGCUGCCUCUACCCCUGCAAUGAAAAAAGUAGCUAGCAAGAAAAGUUCUCGAAGUGAUGAUGGGUUAUCCGAUCUUGUACAGGAGAUAAGUAAGUUUGGUGCUGCAUACUGAGAAACUGCCUAAGAAAUUAAGGAUAUUAUUGCAUUAUUCAAAAAGGAGGUAGAAGGAAAUGAUCGAAGAAUGUCGAUUUUCAUAUAAAUCAUGAAAAUUGAAGGCCUCUUCAAUGAUGAAAUGCUUACUGCAGGAGAGUAUGCUAGCAAAGAUUCGUACAAGGUAGAUUUUUCUUUUCUUUGCCAAAAGAAUUCAAAAAAUAUUAUGUGAUUAAGCAAUUACUUGAAUGCCAUCACUUUUGACCAUCCUUUUGACUUUGGUCCUUCUAUAAAUAUGUCGAUCUCUUUUUGAUUUUGACUUUAGAAUAUAGUCCCAACUUUUUUGUCUAGCUUUACCAAAGCUUGACUUGGACAAUUUUUGUGUAUAUAAUAUAACCAACGUAUAGGCUUAAGUUUAGAAUGUCAUGGCCAUUAUCUUUUGUAAGUCUGAACAUUGUUGUUGCUUUUGAUGGUUAAUGUUCUACUUAUUUUUGUUUUGUAAACUAAACAAAGAAUGUAAGCUUAUAAACAUUAUA